This is a messenger RNA of Vigna umbellata (rice bean), 1187 nucleotides long. RefSeq names its product putative membrane protein At4g09580. Gene Ontology annotation, biological process: autophagosome assembly. Lineage: Eukaryota; Viridiplantae; Streptophyta; Magnoliopsida; Fabales; Fabaceae. The record is from RefSeq and is a predicted model, not a curated record.
UCUUUGUCUGUGUUAAACUCUUGUCUUUCUCUCUCUCCUCAAGAUAAGGCAGAGAAGAGAAGGAAAGAGAGAAGGAGAAGGAGAAGGAGAUGGAGGGUGCAAACACGGUGGUGGAGCAAUCCGUACCAACGCCGUCCAAGUUUCCGUUGAGCUUUUGGGAAACCACGGUGGCUUCAACGGUGGCUUUGAUUUUCGCUGUGGGUCUAGCCGGCGUGUACCUCACCAUGCCCGAUUCCGAUUAUAGCUUUCUGAAGCUACCCCGCACCCUCCAAGACCUUAAACUCCUCCGAGAUAACCUUGAGAGCUAUACAAGUGACUACACUGCACAAGUCUUGGUGGGAUACUGCGUGGUAUAUAUUUUCAUGCAGACUUUCAUGAUUCCAGGGACUGUUUUCAUGUCAUUGCUUGCUGGAGCACUCUUUGGAGUCUUUAAAGGAAUGGCACUGGUUGUGUUCACUGCUACUGCAGGAGCUUCUUCAUGCUACUUCCUGUCUAAACUGAUUGGACGUCCAAUUCUCUCCUCCCUCUGGCCUGAAAAGUUGAAAUUCUUCCAAACCCAGGUGGCUAGAAGAAGAAAGAGUUUGUUGAACUACAUGCUUUUUCUGAGAUUGACUCCAACCCUGCCCAACACAUUUAUUAAUUUUGCUUCGCCAAUUGUGGAUGUGCCUUAUCAUAUCUUCUUCUUGGCAACUGUUAUUGGACUCAUACCCGCAGCUUAUGUCACUGUCAAGGCUGGGUUAGCUCUUGGAGAGUUAAAAUCCAUGGGGGAUCUCUACGAUUUCAACUCAGUUGCUACCUUGUUCCUCAUUGGUGUUGUGUCAGUUACACCCACAUUAAUGAACAAGAACGAAUCAUAGCAUUUUAUAGGCCAAGAAUCAUUGCUGUAUGAUGGCCUUGUUCUCCUGACAGCUAAUAUCAGUUCAGUAUUUGUACAGAUCUCCAAAAGAAAAGGAAAAAAAAAGCAAUUUCAUUGUGAUUCUCUGCAAAUAGAUUAUUCCAAAUGCUGCAGUAGUUCAAGACAAGCAUAUGAUUGGUUGGAUCUAUGCUAGUGGCAAGAAACGAAGAUUGGCUGAAUUAGUUAUGUACAUUAUUCACGAGUUGAUAUGUGUAAAACAUUCACAUAUUGAAUGGUAGUUAUUUUGUCAUGUUUACAUCAACAAAAGAUGUUUUCUUCAUCUUUCCCAUCA